AUGAGCAUAGCAGAUGCCGUGAAAAGACCCAUCAACCAUGCCAAUUUUGCCGAGCUUCACGCACUUACUGAGCUACAUACUGUGGUUGAGUACUUGAUCAAACCCCCAGAAGACUGCCUAGCCCAGGGAGCAGACCCGGAGGGUUUUACCAACGCCAAAAUACCCCUCUACAGGCGGCUACCACAAUCGCUUGAGAUGCUGCAUGUUAUGAGACCCGGCAAUCAGGAUCGGUUUCGAUUGCUUAUGGUUGCCAUUCGCCAGAUAAUUCAGCAUAAUUCAGCGUAUUUCCCUCGACUGCGUGAAAUAUGUCUCGAGGUGCCCUUUGAAGGGGAUGGUACCGCGUUUGAUAUGCCGUCUCUGCAGCAAGGAGUCGAACGAGAGGGAGUGAGACUGCGCAAGUUGGACAACACAGGAUAG
Molecule: messenger RNA, 417 nt
Organism: Penicillium alfredii
Lineage: Eukaryota; Fungi; Ascomycota; Eurotiomycetes; Eurotiales; Aspergillaceae
Exons: 1
Coding region: 1-417 (138 amino acids)
Source: RefSeq, a predicted model, not a curated record